Messenger RNA from Oenanthe melanoleuca, 4130 nucleotides. It is a transcript of the gene ENTPD3, whose product is annotated as ectonucleoside triphosphate diphosphohydrolase 3. The record is from RefSeq and is a predicted model, not a curated record. Gene Ontology annotation, molecular function: UDP phosphatase activity; GDP phosphatase activity. Gene Ontology annotation, cellular component: plasma membrane. Bases 678 to 2213 code for a protein of 511 amino acids. Lineage: Eukaryota; Metazoa; Chordata; Aves; Passeriformes; Muscicapidae. Gene Ontology annotation, biological process: nucleoside diphosphate catabolic process. The transcript is spliced from 11 exons.
GGAGGAGGGAAGGAAGGGAGGGAGGGAGGCACGGCCGUGCCACGGGGGGCUCUGCGGCGGAAACUCGGUGCCCUCCGAGCCCCGCUCCCCGGCGCAUUCCCUCCGGGAGCAUCCUCCUCUGGGAGCAUCCCCAGCCGGGAGCAUCCCUCUUCGGGCACAGCCCACUCCGGGAGCAUCCCUCUCCGGGAGCAUCCCUCUCCAGCCACAGCCCCCUCCGGGAGCAUCCCUCUCCGGGCACAGCCCCUGCUGGGAGCAUUCCUCUCCGGGCACAGCCCCCGCCGCAUCUCCCGCGGCGGUGACGCCUCGGGUGCGGCCGCUCGCCGCACAUCUCCUCCCUCCACUUCAGUAAGUUCAUCCGGAUUUUUUUUUUUUUUUUAACCUGCAAGUUCUUUUUUUUUUUUUUUUUGUUUGUUUGUUUGUUUGGUAGUUUUCCGUCUGUUUGGAAGUGCAGGAGCAGAGGGCGGGCACCAAUCCGGUGACUCUCCCCAGAUUCCCCCGGGAGAGGCGCUCCGAGGGCGCAGCCGGCUCCCGUCCCUCCUGAUCCCGGCAAUCCCGGCUUGCGAGCACUCAAAGCAUUCACCUGUCGACCUCGCCUGAAAUAAAUGGUAACGUGUUUGCAUCUCUCAGGUUAUAGUGUAAAGAAAGGUGCAUGCUUACCCACCCUAUGAACAAACAGGAUGCUCACCAGAGCCCCAGGUGUUGUUGCCCAAGUGUUCCUUCUUCUAAGCAUAGUCCUUGUUAUUGCUAUUGCAGUGAUUCAGAUAAAUCAGCAACAGAUCCUCUCCCCAGGGCUUAAGUAUGGAAUAGUCCUUGAUGCUGGAUCCUCUCGGACUACAGUUUAUGUCUAUGAGUGGCCGGCGGAAAAAGAGAACAACACAGGAGUAGUGAGCCAAACCUUCAAGUGCAAUGUGAAAGGCCCUGGUAUAUCCAGCUAUGAGAGCAGCCCUGGAGCUCUUGCCAAGCCUCUUGAUGACUGUCUGAAUAAAGUCAAGGAGAGAAUACCAGUCCAUCUGCAUAAAAACACUUCUGUUUAUCUGGGGGCUACAGCUGGCAUGAGACUGCUGAGGUUGCAAAAUGCAUCGGCAGCCAAUGAAGUCCUUGCAAGCAUUCACAGCUACUUCAGAGCACAGCCUUUUGAAUUUAGGGGUGCGCAGAUCAUAACUGGGCCAGAGGAAGGGGUGUAUGGAUGGAUUACGGCCAACUAUUUAAUGGGCAAUUUCUUAGAGAGAAACCUCUGGAGGACAUGGGUCCAUCCUUACAGAAAAGAAACUAUGGGUGCACUGGACCUUGGAGGAGCUUCCACUCAAAUUUCAUUUAUCCCUGAGGACCCUGAGGAGCACCUCAAUAGCACCUUGCAAGUGAAGUUGUAUGGUUACAACUACAAUGUCUACACUCACAGCUACCAGUGCUAUGGGAGAGAUGAAGCUGAGAAAAGGCUUUUAGCAUUGCUGCUCCAGAAAUCAAACACCAGUACCAGUGUGGAUAAUCCCUGUUACCCUCAAAACUAUAACACAGCAUUAACGAUGAAGUACUUCCUUGGCAGCCUUUGUACACAGUCCCUGAGACCAGAAAAUUACUACCCAAACCAGCUUGUGAAUUUCCAUGGAACAGGAGACCCAGGUCUGUGCCAGGAGAUGGUUUCUUUAUUGUUUAACUUCACUGCUUGCAGAGACAGAGAGGACUGUCCAUUUAAUGGAAUACAUCAGCCAAAAGCAAAAGGGAAUUUUGUGGCUUUCUCUGGAUUCUACUAUACAAUUAAUGCUUUGAAUUUAUCUGGGCACUUUUCCCUAGAUGACUUCAAUUCAAGUAUGUGGCUUUUCUGUUCACAGAGCUGGGCACAGCUCCAGUUUAUGCUGCCUAAAUUUGAAGAAAUAUAUGCUAGAUCCUACUGUUUCUCAGCCAAUUUCAUUUAUUACUUGCUUGUACAUGGUUACAACUUCAAUGCAGAAACUUGGCCACAGAUACAUUUUCAAAAGGAGGUUGGUAACAGCAGUAUAGCAUGGUCACUCGGUUACAUGUUAAGCCUCACCAACAUGAUUCCAGCAGAAGGAAAGCUGAUCCAGUUACCUCUGAAACCUUCCCUGUUUGCUGGGCUCCUUGUUUUCCUCACAGCUACAGCACUGCUGUGUCUCCUCUUCCUCAUCUACUUGUGUGUUGUAUCGCACCAUCGGAAGGACGUCCCUCGUGUUGAACAUGUAUUUAUUCCAGAAUGAAUGAACUUGGCUGAAGGCAAAAUAAAAACUUUUAUAGUGCUGUUAAGCAGAACUUUAUUUUGCCCCCAAUUUUUCAAAAAUAAAUACAACAGAAAUCUGGACCAGAAGCAUAAAUAGAGAAGAGGCACAAAGAAAUCUGUGAUAUGGUGAAUGGGAGUGCUUUUGAAAUAUUUUGGUAAUUGUUUCUGUAAACCUAAUUUGUCCAGUGUGCAGCAGAGAAAACAUGUCACUUUGCUUUGUAAGGGAUGAUUUGCCUUUUCUUGCCAGGUAUGCAUUUUUUUUUUUGUUCAUUAACUCUGUGCUAACUGGUGAGCUCGAGUUGUGAUGGAUUUGAUCACAGUGGCAAUUGUUUAAGAUAAAAUUAAACAAGCCAGUAGCAACUGUGGGAGGUGAGAAUGUUAGCUGUCCUUGUGUGCAGUGCUGACACUAAAAGCCCUGAAGUAAUCUCAUUUCUGAAAUUGAACAAGCACUGGAUAUUGACAAGAACUGAAAGGAAGAGCUGUGAUAGAAUUGAUUUUAUUUCUGUUCCAAAUGGAUUGAUCCCCAUCACAAAAAGGUGUAAUAAACUGUCAACACCUGAGCCUGUCAUUCUCCAGGCCAGCAAAACACCUUUUCUGUGUGGGUUCAGGAAGGCAUUACUGGAGCUGCAGUCAUGGCAGCCUUUCCACUGUCCUUCAGCAGCACUGGGGUCCACCUGGAAGAUGUUCUGCCAAACACACUGACUCCAGAGCUUUCCUAAAAGUGCUGCUGCCUUCAGGCAGCAAACAGCUGGCUUCCUUGAAAGCCCAGGCAUUCCUCAACAAACCUCACAGGACUAUCUCAGCUUCAUCUAUACCCAGUAUUAAUUAGGGGAUAGAGAAGAGAAUAGUGGCCAGUAUUUUUACCCAUAAAUAAUGGUUUUAAUUUCAGUCUUUUGUUUCUGUAUGACCUUCUUACUUAUGUUUGGUUGUGGGGUUGGCGUUGUUUUCUUUUCUGUUUUUUUUCAUAGGCUGACAGAUGAUUUGAAGGGAGCUAAAUAUCUUUUCAAAUGAAAAAAAGAAAAAAGUGAUUUUUCAAGCAGAUCAAUAGGGCUUUGUCCCUUCUCUAUUGAUAUAAUGCUAAGUCUUGUCAGUCUCACUGGAGUAGCAAUAAAGUAAAAGGUAUUAUAAGAUGAUGAAGAGCUCUGUGGCAUUAAACUUAUAUCUGAUAAAGUAUAAAAUUUACUUCAGAGUGCAAGGACAUUACAGAGGCUGGCAUGAGAUAUUUCAUGUGAUGGAUCUGUAACUGCAGUUACGGGUGAAAAAAAUCCCAGACAGUUGGAUGAGAGCAUUAAAUGUAUUCUUUUGUUGCCAAAUUUUUGUAGAAAAUUGUAUUCUGGAAUAUUUACUUGCCCUACAAAACAUUUGCUUGGUGAGUGGCAGGGCCAUUCAGAUGUGGUUUUACACAAAUGGAACACUCUUGGAAGUUAGUCUCUGUAGAGCUGGCAGCUAAAGAACAAGUAAAUUUGUUCAAUAAACAUCUGGACUUCCAGAUGUACUUGGAUAGGCCUAGUAUCUGUUCAAAGAAUAAAAUUCCCCCUGUGAACCACCUGUUUUGCUUUUUCAGUAGUUGCCUCUUGUUCUUAUGUAUAUAGUCUCCCCCAGUGUCAGCAGGAUACCUACAUGCUCUGUCAUACCUCUCCUGGCAGUUUCAGGUGGGAAAGCUGAGGGUGUUGAACUUCCAGCCAAGCAGCUUCAGUGACCACAGCAGACUCCUUCCCCAAGUGUGAGCUGGAACCAGAUCAACAGGCCAGAUCCCUGUCCUGCUGUCUAGAACCAAAAGGAUCUCUGGGAGAGACAGGGAAGUUGACAACACUUGGGAAUGUGUGCAAACCAGAGGUUAUUUAUCUUUUUAUACUCUUCAGUGCCUGCUAUGAAGAUUAAUAAAAUUGUGAAAAGU